GCUGGGAGAGCUCCUGUUUUCCGCCCCAACUUCGUUCUCUUCUUGAAGGCCGCUCUCCUUAAGCACGUAACCCGGCUACUUUCCGGUACUGCGAUCUCAUUGGCUGCAUGUUCUGUCAGUUCCAGAAGCUGGCCAAUGAGAUGCCGCUGCUGGCGGCCUUCUCGACCCCGUGGACCCAGAGGUUCCCCCGUGGGAUCGGAGCAGUUAGAAGGGGAGGAGAGGGAAGGUGUGGCAGGCGCCGAGCAAAUGGAACUUGUUUGCUUCAUUCUUAUGUACCUACCUUUGCACCUUGUAAUCAUCCUUUAUGCCUCAGAUUGUUAUUUUGUGUCAGUAAGUAAUCCAUAAAGUGCCAACAUGGGAAAGAAACGGACAAAGGGAAAAACUGUUCCAAUCGAUGAUUCCUCUGAAACUUUAGAACCUGUGUGCAGACACAUUAGAAAAGGAUUGGAACAAGGUAAUUUGAAAAAGGCUUUAGUGAAUGUGGAAUGGAAUAUCUGCCAAGACUGUAAGACUGACAAUAAAGUGAAAGAUAAAGCUGAAGAAGAAACAGAAGAAAAGCCUUCAGUUUGGCUGUGUCUUAAAUGUGGCCAUCAGGGCUGUGGCAGAAAUUCUCAGGAGCAGCAUGCCUUGAAGCACUAUCUGACGCCAAGAUCUGAACCUCACUGUCUGGUUCUUAGUUUGGACAACUGGAGUGUAUGGUGUUACGUAUGUGAUAAUGAGGUCCAGUAUUGUAGUUCAAACCAGUUGGGUCAAGUGGUUGAUUAUGUCAGAAAACAAGCCAGCAUUACAACUCCAAAGCCAGCAGAGAAAGAUAAUGGAAAUAUUGAACUUGAAAAUAAAAAAUUAGAAAAAGAGAGUAAGAAUGAACAAGAGAGAGAAAAGAAGGAAAACAUGGCUAAAGAGAAUCCUCCCAUGAAUUCUCCUUGCCAAAUAACCGUGAAAGGACUCAGUAAUUUGGGAAACACAUGUUUCUUCAAUGCAGUUAUGCAGAACUUGUCACAAACACCAGUGCUUAGAGAACUACUAAAAGAAGUGAAAAUGUCUGGAACAAUUGUAAAAAUUGAACCACCUGAUUUGGCAUUAACAGAACCAUUAGAAAUAAACCUUGAGCCUCCAGGCCCUCUUACUUUAGCCAUGAGCCAGUUUCUUAAUGAGAUGCAAGAGACCAAAAAGGGGGUUGUGACACCGAAAGAACUCUUUUCUCAGGUCUGUAAAAAAGCAGUGCGGUUUAAAGGCUAUCAGCAGCAAGACAGCCAGGAGCUGCUUCGCUACUUAUUGGAUGGGAUGAGAGCAGAAGAACACCAAAGAGUGAGUAAAGGAAUACUUAAAGCAUUUGGUAAUUCUACUGAAAAGUUGGAUGAAGAACUAAAAAAUAAAGUUAAAGAUUAUGAGAAGAAAAAAUCAAUGCCAAGUUUUGUUGACCGCAUCUUUGGUGGUGAACUAACUAGUAUGAUCAUGUGUGAUCAAUGCAGAACUGUCUCCUUGGUUCAUGAAUCUUUCCUUGAUUUGUCCCUCCCAGUUUUAGAUGAUCAGAGUGGUAAGAAAAGUGUAAAUGAUAAAAAUCUGAAAAAGACAGUGGAGGAUGAAGAUCAAGAUAGUGAGGAAGAAAAAGAUAACGACAGUUACAUAAAAGAGAGAAGUGAUAUUCCUUCUGGAACAAGUAAGCACUUACAGAAAAAAGCAAAGAAACAAGCCAAAAAGCAAGCCAAGAACCAACGAAGACAACAAAAAAUUCAAGGAAAAGUUCUUCAUUUAAAUGAUAUUUGUACUAUUGACCAUCCUGAAGACAGUGAAUAUGAAGCUGAAAUGUCACUUCAAGGAGAAGUAAAUAUUAAAUCCAACCAUAUUUCACAAGAGGGUGUUAUGCAUAAAGAAUAUUGUGUCAACCAGAAAGAUUUGAAUGGCCAAGCAAAAAUGAUCGAAAGUGUAACUGACAAUCAAAAAUCCACAGAGGAAGUAGAUAUGAAAAAUAUCAACAUGGAUAAUGAUCUGGAGGUUUUAACAUCUUCUCCCACUAGGAAUUUAAAUGGUGCCUACCUAACGGAAGGGAGCAAUGGAGAAGUGGACAUUUCCAAUGGUUUCAAAAACCUAAAUUUGAAUGCUGCUCUUCAUCCUGAUGAAAUAAAUAUAGAGAUUCUGAAUGAUAGUCAUACUCCUGGAACAAAGGUGUAUGAGGUUGUAAAUGAAGAUCCAGAAACUGCUUUCUGUACUCUUGCAAACAGGGAAGUUUUCAAUACUGAUGAGUGUUCAAUCCAACAUUGUUUAUAUCAGUUCACCCGUAAUGAGAAACUUCGAGAUGCGAAUAAACUGCUUUGUGAAGUAUGCACACGGAGACAGUGUAAUGGACCAAAGGCAAAUAUAAAAGGUGAAAGGAAGCAUGUUUACACCAAUGCCAAAAAGCAGAUGCUAAUUUCUCUUGCUCCUCCUGUUCUUACUCUUCAUUUAAAGAGAUUUCAGCAGGCUGGUUUUAACCUACGCAAAGUUAACAAACACAUAAAGUUUCCGGAAAUCUUAGAUUUGGCUCCUUUUUGCACCCUUAAAUGUAAGAAUGUUGCAGAAGAAAAUACAAGGGUACUCUAUUCCUUAUAUGGAGUUGUUGAACACAGUGGUACUAUGAGGUCGGGGCAUUACACUGCCUAUGCCAAGGCAAGAACCGCAAAUAGUCAUCUCUCUAAUCUUGUUCUUCACGGUGAUAUUCCACAAGAUUUUGAAAUGGAAUCAAAAGGGCAGUGGUUUCACAUCAGCGACACACAUGUGCAAGCUGUGCCUACAACUAAAGUACUAAACUCACAAGCGUACCUCCUAUUUUAUGAGAGAAUACUGUAAUAAUAUCAAAAGCACUUUUUCUGGAAACACAUUUAUGGCUUUUAUAAUGGCUGAAAUAACGAUAAAAAAAGACUAAUUAAAAUCAUGUUCACUUAACAUUAAAUACAUGCCAGAAGAAAUCAUGUUUAUUUAAAUAUUGAAGGGAAAAAUACCUAAAAAUGUACAAAGGUUUUAUAUUGUCAUAGUGGUUUUUAUUCCUGCUUUGUUUCUGGAAAGGAAAUCCUGAAUUACUUAAGUACUUUGUGUUUAAUAUAUCUGGGUGAUGGAUCACAACACAUCAAUAAACUGACUUACCCUAAAA
Messenger RNA from Homo sapiens (human), 3127 nucleotides. It is a transcript of the gene USP16, whose product is annotated as ubiquitin specific peptidase 16. NCBI's taxonomy places the organism in Eukaryota, Metazoa, Chordata, Mammalia, Primates, Hominidae. Gene Ontology annotation, cellular component: nucleus; cytoplasm. The record is from RefSeq and is a predicted model, not a curated record. Bases 355 to 2826 code for a protein of 823 amino acids. Gene Ontology annotation, molecular function: cysteine-type deubiquitinase activity; histone binding; histone H2A deubiquitinase activity. Gene Ontology annotation, biological process: protein deubiquitination; positive regulation of DNA-templated transcription; regulation of transcription by RNA polymerase II. The transcript has 19 exons.